This is a messenger RNA of Aedes albopictus (Asian tiger mosquito), 1704 nucleotides long. RefSeq lists its product as uncharacterized. NCBI's taxonomy places the organism in Eukaryota, Metazoa, Arthropoda, Insecta, Diptera, Culicidae. The record is from RefSeq and is a predicted model, not a curated record. Bases 1 to 1704 code for a protein of 567 amino acids. The transcript is spliced from 2 exons.
AUGUCAUCUACCACCCUAACCGAUUCCUUCAAGAAUGAGCUUUUACUUCCUCCAACACAACGCUACGGAAACUUCCUUUCGAGGCGAGGAGCUUCUCUACCCAACUUCCACCGAAUUCAAUUGUUGUUACCACCGACCACCGGACCCGACAGAUCGUAUCUGCCGCUACGGUUGCUCUUUUAUAAGGUGAGCAUUCUUAGCGCUGGACCCAACGGAUCGUAUCCGUCGCUUCAGCAGCUCCCUUCGAAAGGCGAGCUUUUUGACAACUACCGGACCCAACAGUUCGAAACUGCCGCUUCGUAUUAUAAAUUACCACAACCCCAACAACCGAAUCUAGCCCCGUCGACUGCCGUCGAGCCUUCCGGGUCAGCGAACCCAAAUCCUCAAGUUAGCUUGGCGGUACAGUCAUACCAAUCCACCGUCCUGCUGGAAACGGUUACCAUCCUUGUUGUGGACCAGAACGGCAUGGAGCAUUCCGCUCGUGCACUGCUUGAUUCGGGUUCGAUGUGCAGUUUCAUUACGAAGAAACUGGCCAACGCUUUGAAUCUCCGCCGUACGAAAGUAGACGUUGCCGUAUCUGGAAUCGGCGAUUCCUCCAAGCAGAUCAAACGCAAGCUGACUGCUACUAUUAAGUCCAAGCUGCUUUCGUACACUACCUCUGUCGAAUUCCUGAUCCUCAGAAGACCAACCGUAUGCUUACCAACCACUCCGAUUGAUAUAUCCUCGUGGAAAUUCCCCAAGAUUCCGUUAGCCGAUCCACGUUUCCACGUCCCCGCCGACAUCGACAUGGUUGUCGGUGGAGAAAUCUACCACGAAUUGCACACUGGCAGCAAGAUAUCACUCGGCGAAGGACAGCCUAUUUUCGUCGAGACUGUCUUCGGAUGGACUGUGUCAGGGAAAGUAUCCAUCAUAUCUCCGCAAAUUCCGCGAGUCUGUCAUCUCACCACUGUGGACCGGAACCUAGAACAAGCCCUGCAGAAGUUCUGGGAACUGGAAGCCGUUGACACGUGUUCCAAGUUCACGGCCGAAGAAAAUAUCUGUGAAGAACUGUAUGCCACUACCACCACUCGCGAAUCGUCGGGUCGUUACGUCGUUUCCUUACCACUCACCCGCGAUCCGCUCGUCACUCUCGGUGAAUCUCGAUCAAUCGCCGAACGCCGCUUUCUCAGCCUUGAAAAACGACUUGAGCGAGAUCCAACCACCAAGGAGGCCUACUGUCGCUUCAUGGAAGAAUACGAAGCCCUAAACCACAUGGUGAAGCUCGUGGAUCCAAUAGACGAUACCCUGCCACAUUGCUAUCUUCCGCACCAUCCGUUGUUCAAAGAAUCCAGCACCACAACGAAGGUCCGAGUCGUCUUUGACGCCUCGUGUAAGACGGCGUCCGGAUUUUCCGUGAACGACCUACAGUUAGUUGGACCCGUCGUUCAGGAUGAUCUAUGGUCGAUCCACAUCCGUUUCCGCAGUCACCAGAUUUCACUCGCAGCCGAUGUCGAGAAAAUGUAUCGGCAAAUCCUGAUCCAUCCUCGUUACCGUCGAUAUCAACGCAUCCUCUGGCGUUCCAAUCCAAGCCAACCGAUUACUACGUACGAGAUGCAAACCGUUACGUAUGGAUUCGCAUCCGCUCCAUUCUUGGCAACCCGAACCGUUGUACAGAUCGCCCAAGACUCGGCCGAACAGUAUCCUGCCGCAGCGCCGAAAGCCUAG